Messenger RNA from Cladophialophora immunda, 1485 nucleotides. RefSeq lists its product as uncharacterized. Gene Ontology annotation, cellular component: recycling endosome. Lineage: Eukaryota; Fungi; Ascomycota; Eurotiomycetes; Chaetothyriales; Herpotrichiellaceae. Gene Ontology annotation, molecular function: GTP binding; GTPase activity. Gene Ontology annotation, biological process: exocytosis. The record is from RefSeq and is a predicted model, not a curated record. The transcript has 3 exons. The coding region runs from base 175 to 807 and encodes 210 amino acids.
GGGCCUUAAUAACACCACAUCAACUGAAUUGGUGCUCGCACCUUUCUGAGGCCGCUUCCAAACUGUCAAUUGCUCGUCCGUUGGUCCAUUUCGUGUUGCCGAGAACCGCGUUGUCCAUUUUACCGCACCCAAUCUUCCGGUGUGUGAUCGAGGUUCGCCUUAUCCCUCUUGGUCAUGGCGAACGACGAAUACGACUUUCUCUUCAAGGUCGUUUUGAUCGGAGACUCAGGCGUCGGUAAAUCGAACCUACUGAGUCGCUUCACUCGCAACGAAUUCAAUCUAGACUCGAAAUCUACCAUCGGCGUGGAGUUUGCAACCAGAUCCAUCCAAGUCGAUACCAAGACCAUCAAGGCACAGAUUUGGGACACCGCGGGGCAGGAGAGAUAUCGUGCCAUCACGUCUGCCUACUACCGAGGAGCAGUCGGUGCCCUUCUCGUCUACGAUAUCAGCAAGCAUCAAACCUACGACAAUGUUACAAGAUGGUUGAAAGAGCUGCGGGAUCAUGCGGAUGCCAACAUUGUCAUCAUGCUGGUUGGGAACAAGAGUGAUCUGCGACAUCUACGUGCUGUUCCUACAGAAGAAGCCAAACAAUUUGCCAGUGAAAACAACCUCUCUUUCAUUGAGACCUCGGCGCUGGAUGCAAGCAACGUCGAACUGGCUUUUCAGAAUAUCCUGACAGAAAUCUAUCGGAUCGUCUCGAGUAAGGCUCUCGACAGUGGCGAUGCGGCGCAGGCACCAACUGGCGGUGUUAAGAUCGACAUGACUCCUUCGGGAGCGCCAGAUGCUAAAGGCAACAAGUGCUGUUAGAUUGCGCAGUACCAAACAUCAGUAAUUGUCAGGAGCACGGCGUUCUCAUGCUUUGCGCAUGACCCGGGUGACGAUGUAUUGAAUGUGAUCAUGAAUCUUACGGUUCGUCGGCGGGUUACAGUGGUUUGGGUCACACCAGACAGUUGCAUUUUUGCUCUGUUCUGCAAUCGAGGACUCCCCUUCAAGGUUUCCGUUCAGACUCUUCACAUUUCACAGGGAAUGACAUGUCGCAGCAUGAUACAAGAUAUUCCAGAGCAGGGAUUGUUCCGCUUCAAGUGUAAAGAUCAAUGGUCAUUUCACAUUAGAGCAAACUACCCGUAGCCGCAAGAGAGCCGGAGUGCUGAGCUAUGAUUCAUCGGUCUUUCGGGUUGCUGGUAUCCGUAAUGCUCUAUAAGCUUCUGUGAGGGUUGCCAGGCCAUGCAGAUAAGUGGCUCUAGUUUCUUUUCCUUUGGUGGAUGCGAUCGUGUAAAGAUAUGAUAUUUGGCCGCAUGCUCGGGGAGGUCGACUCGGCUCAUUUGUCCGUAUCCCGGAACGUCAUAAAUUCGCCCACGCUAUUUCGAACCUCGAGAACCAUUUGUUGCGUUGAGGCCUUGUCAGAUUCUCCCAUGUCAACGGGAGAGGUCCAUACCUGCAGCCUACCCUCCAGAGGUCAGCGAAGCAAUGCAACAUGGGCCAUUC